CCGCAGUGCCUGACCAUCAUUAACAUGCAGUUAGUCCCAGCUGUACAAGUAACAGCCCAGGCUGUGUCCAAAUUAUAUCAGACGAAAACACUCCACAAGAAAGUCAUACUAACCACUCCAACCCACUGACACUCCAAGCCACAUUCACACGUCUUUUUACUCCACCUUAACACAGAAAGGUGGCAGAGGCAGAGAUUUGGUGAGUGACCUUCAUACUUUCAAGGAAAAGAGACGAACAGAAGCUAAAGGAGGGGAAAAUUUAACAAAUCAUAAAACGCAAUGAGCACUGGACUCCUGGGGAGGGCCCUGUGCCUGCUGAUUAUACUUUGUACUGUGUCACACCAUGUGGGCUGCAUAGACAACCAGCCAUCUUCCUCUGGCACAGAACAGGGACUCACCUUCAGCCACAUCUACAAGCUUGACAUCCCAGGAAGUUCCAGUUGCACCGUGGAACGUCUGCCAACACACAAGACAGGUCUGCAACAAGAUACCAUAACCAAUGGAGAAAAUGACAUCAUCUUUAAACACAACAUUAGGCUGCAAUCACCUAAGUGUAAUUGUGAGGAAUCGGAAAGCUUCAAAGACCUACUGUACAGAAUCAAUGGACUGGAAGAAGAAGUCACCUACCUAAAGACCCAGUGCACUCAAGGAUGCUGUGGAAGAGGAGGUGUUGCAGACACAAGCUGCAGUGGUCAUGGUACCUACCAGCAAGACACCUGCAGCUGCCUUUGUAACCCAGGAUGGGAAGGCCCUGAUUGCUCUGUGUCCUCCUGCCCUGAUGAGUGCAACGACAAUGGCCGAUGUGUAGAUGGGAAAUGCGUUUGUUAUGAGGGUUACACAGGAGAAGACUGCAGCCAGCUGACAUGUCCAGGCGACUGCAAUGAUAAGGGGGAGUGCAGGGAUGGAAAAUGUGUGUGUUUCCCUCAUUUUACCGGUGAAGACUGCAGUAUCCCGACGUGUCCUAAUGACUGUGGGGACAAUGGGCAGUGUGUGGAUGGUCAAUGUGUCUGUGAAGAAGGCUUCUAUGGAGAGGACUGUUCUUUAGUCCUCACACCUCAGGGUCUGAGAUUGGUCCAAGUGACGGAUGUUUCUCUCCUGGUGGAGUGGGAGUCUGUCCAAGGGGCAGAGUAUUACAUGCUGACUUAUCACCCCAAAUUUGAUGAGGGUGCCAUGGAGGAGGUUCGGAUUUCCAACUCAGAGAAUUCCUACCGUGUUACGGGACUCACACCCGGUGUUACCUACAUUGUCCAAGUCUAUGCUGUCAUCAAUAAGAUUCAGAGUGAAGCCGAUAUGAUUGAAGCCACCACAGAUGUCUCAACUGUUGAUGAUAUGCAAGUCAUUGGCCAGACAGAGGUUUCCAUCCAAGUGGACUGGAAGAACCCGCAGGCAGAAGUGGAUUACUUCAGACUGACACAUACUGACCCUUCAGGAGAAGAGGAGGAGCUGAAUGUUCAGAGGAGUCAAGAAGCACGCACCAAGCACACUAUUGUGGGUCUAUAUCCCGGAACGGAAUAUCAAAUUUCUGUGCAGUCCGUUAAAGGGAACACCAAAGGAAAAGCUUCUUUUGCAACUGGUGUCACAGACAUCGAUGCCCCAACAAACUUUGUCACGACUGAAGUAACUGAAGACACCGCAACUGUCUCUUGGGAUAAAGCCCAGGCGGAAAUUGAAGGCUACAUGUUGCGCUACACGUCUGCUGAAGGCUCCAGCUCAGACAUCUUUGUAGGGCGUGACAGCACCUCCUACAGGCUGGUUGGUUUGAGGCCUGGGAUCCUUCACACGGUCUACAUCUGGGGCUUCAAGGGAGACAAAGUCAGUGGGAAGAGUUCAACUGAAGCCGAAACAGAGUUGGAUGCUCCUACUAACCUUUCAGUCGAAGAUGAGACAGACUCCGGCUUCAGGGUUUACUGGGAUCCCACCAAGGCACAAAUUGAUGGCUACAUGCUUACCCAUAGCUCCAUUGAUGGGUCAAGGGAGGAAACCCCGGUUGGAUCUGAUAGUUCUUAUGUGCUCACUGGCCUUAGGCCAGGGGUCGUCUACACUGUCUAUGUCUGGGCUGUCAGGGGAAGCAAAGCCAGCAGGAAGACCUCAACACAAGCUGAGACAGAGCUGGACACCCCAGCUAACCUCGUAGCUCAAGAUGAAACUGAGUCCAGCUUCAGCCUUUCCUGGGAUCCAGUCCAGGCAGAAAUUGAUGGGUACAUCCUAACCUAUACCUCCCUUGAUGGAUCUAGUAAAGAAAUCUCUUUGGGCCCGGAAAGCACCUCUUAUUUGCUGACUGGUUUAAGGCCUGCAGUCCUCUACACUGUCUACAUCCAAGCCUUGAGGGGAGACAAAACCAGCAGGACAAUAUCCACACAAGCUGAGACAGAACUAGAUGCUCCAGCUAACCUCAUAGCCAGAGACGAAACCGAGUCCAGCUUCAGCCUUUCUUGGGAUCCACUCCAAGCAGAAAUAGAUGGCUAUGUCCUUACCUACACCUUACCUGACGGCUCUAGUAAAGAGAUCCUGGUGGGGCCUGACAGUGUCUCUUAUUUGCUGACUGGUUUACGGCCUGCGUUCAUCUACACUGUCUACAUCAAAGCUGUGAGGGGAGACAAAGCCAGCAGGACAAUCUCAACACAAGCUGAAACAGAAAUCGACUCCCCUAAGGACCUAAAGGCUUCAGAUGUGACACAGGAUUCAGCUUCUUUCACUUGGGUUCCUCCUCUGGCCGACAUUGACGGUUAUAUGCUGACCUAUAGAGAGGCAGAAGGAAAAUUGCAGACUAUUGAAAAUAGGCUUGACUCCAGCAAGAGACGCUUCGCUGCGUCCAAACUGGAGAGGGGAAAGAGGUACAUUGUCACAAUUUACGCCUUUAGGGGCAGCAAAAGGAGUAAGGUGGUGGAGACCUUCUUCAAAACAGUUGCUCUUCUGUACCCCUUCCCUAUGGACUGUGGACAAAUAAUGAAGAACGACAAUAAAAACAAUGGCGUCUAUACUGUCUACAUUAAUAAUAACCAAUCCAAGCCAAUGCAGGUUUACUGUGACAUGACCACCGAUGGAGGUGGUUGGCUGGUACUUCAGCGGCGUAACACUGGGAAUCUGGACUUUAUGAAACGCUGGAGACAGUACAUAGCAGGCUUUGGCAACCUGACAGAGGAGUUCUGGAUUGGUUUGGAUAAGAUACACGAGCUAACCAACACUCCCACGCAGUAUGAGAUCAGGUUCGACUUGGGCCUGGGCUCAGAGAGAGCGUACGCCGUUUAUGACAACUUUAAGAUCGCUCCGGUCAGACAGAGAUUCAAGCUCACCAUUGGCAAAUACAGAGGGACAGCAGGUGAUGCCAUGACCUACCACCAAGGCCGGCCCUGGACCACCAUAGAUUCAGAUAAUGAUCUUGCGUUAACUAACUGUGCCAGGACCCACAAAGGAGCUUGGUGGUAUGCAAACUGUCACUUGGCCAACCUUAAUGGUAAAUGGGGAGACAACACACACAGCGUGGGAGUCAACUGGGAGCCAUGGAAAGGACAUCUAACAUCCCUGGACUUCACAGAGAUGAAGAUCCGACCCGUGGGAGUGUUGUCCAGCAGAAAGAGGCGAUCGCUGAUGGCCAGAGAGGGAAAAAGUAGAGUCUCAAACACCCACAACAAAUAGGGAAGCGGCCAAAAACUGCAACAGAAGCAGUCAGCACCAUCAACCUUUGAUCACACUAGAUUUUGGUGUUUCUGUACAAAUGUAGAUAGAUAACACAAGGAUUUUGCAGACAUGUGUGCUUCAAAUAUUAUAUAAUUUUUGGAGAAAGAAGAGCAUAACUAAAGCAACCAAAAAUAACUCAUAGUAACUUAUUAUUUGCUUGUAAACAAAUCAGAAAGCCCCAGUUUAGUGUGAUUGUGGGGAAAAAUGGUCAACAAGAAACACGGUUGAAUAAAGUUGCAUGCUAUGUGGAAGAACAUGCAUUUUAAGCAAUCAUGUUUUGCUGUUUUUUAGACAACCUGACUAAAAACCAGGAAAAAUAUGAUGCCAAAUAAAGUUUUUCUUUUAUCUCCUAUUAUAUUAAUCUUAACCCUGUUUUGGAGUCAUAGUAGCGUUACAAUUUUACUUUAUCCUCCGCGGAUUAACAAAAGGAAGCAGCAUUACUUGUGUGUCUAAUGAAUGGCUCAUUUGUCAGCUGCUGAAGCAUGUGCCCUUACUCUAUUGAUUAUGCUGCCACUGUGCAUCCAACACUGUCACAUCACAGAAGCCGGUAUGACACAAGCCAGAAAAUAACAACUGAUUGCAGUCUCAAAAAUCCAAAUUGCUCCUGCUUUACAUUCAUAUGACGGGGGACAGCUCAUAUCAAUCAUUGUGACGUGUCCCCAUCAAAUGUCAAUAACAAUGACAUUUGUUUGUGCCGUUCUCGAACACUGAAUGACCAAACUCCCGUUUUUAAUCUGGACAGCUGACAGAUGCUAUUAAUGUUGCGCCGGCUCCUACUUUGCUUAAUUAGAUUUUCUUAACACUUAUCAGAAACACAGUUUAUGAGACAAGGACAUAGAGCACAUAAAUCAGCCUUUCAGCCAAUCUGCCAGAAUGAAUUUGAAGUUGCUGAACUUUGCACAUUUUUUGAUGCUGCAAAGCUUUUCAUUUUGAAAUUUUGUAACUAGUUAGAAUUAUUGAAUAUUUUCAAAUCAGAUCCGGAUUAAGAAUAUUUUACUUACUAAUUAUGUUUUCAAACUGACAUUAUUAAUGCUUUUUCACUGUAGUGUCACAAAAUAAAUCUUUUUUAAUGAGUUCCUUGCCCUUUUCUCAAUCUUUUUUUAGUCUCAUGUUGUGUUGUGUAGUUGCAGCUCCUCUGUACGGUUUGAAUGUGGGCAAAGGCAGAGGACUAGUCCUAGAAGAAACUAGUUAACACAGCUUUGAUUCAUUAUUUUUUAUUUUAUUUUUUUAUCUCCAGUGAGCUGUGUGUGUGUUUUAAAUCGGCGAUAGAUUCAUUUGUCAUUAUUUUAUUUUGCAUUUGGGACAAAUCCAAACCCUUGGAACGAUUCGGGUGCAUCUGCGUUGUGAUGGAGUGUUGUGGUUUUAAGCUUACAUAAAUGAUUGGUAAAGAUUUUUGCUGAACCUGGCUCAGCAUAGGAUUUUCUACAUAUGGCGCUGAGGGGGAGCCAGCCUUUUUUUCAUCUCGUAUACAAUCAAAGUCAUACCCACUCCCCCGACGAAGCCCAUUCGGCAAAAUAAGAACUAUAACAAUUCUUCAUGGCCAAGACAUUUCACGCUUCACAAGAUGAAGCUCAAGAUAAAGCUUGUUCUUAGUGUUAACAGAAUAGGGUAGAAAAGCUUUGAAUGAAAAGGUAAAGAACUUUUUUUUUUAACCUCCAUUUAUUAUUACAUUUUCCUGAAUGUAGUUGACAUAAAUAUUUCUAUGUUAAAUAUUGGACCUGGUAUUUAUUACUGGUGAGGGACAUAUCUGCUCUAAGUGUCCCUUGGUUUGAUCAUCUCCCAUUUACUCAGCUUAUCUGUGCUUAUUGGAUGUAGCUUAUUGCAGCUCUGUUUUUUUGUUUUUUUAUGCCAAGGAUCACAACUGUAACUGCUGUCCAACUAUAAAAGUGCAAUGCACUCUGCUUUACCCAUAUCCUCAACUAAAUAAUUGGCUAAGUUAAACAAAUCUCGUUGUCGGUUAGAUGCAUUCAGCAAACAGGUAAAUCUUAUUUACUAUCAACUGUCCUGAACAGAUUCACUGAAGAAAUAUUGAGCACACUGGUCGAUACGUGGUUGCUCUAAAAGUCUAUUUUUACUGUUCCAAUAAACUGGCUACACCUUCAUUCUCAGGGGGUUAGACCAUAAUCUUGUCAAGGGCACCAAAGCUCCAACAUGAAUACUGGUCAUAAGCACAAAGUUUUAAGGUUCACACUCGUUUUAAGUGCGGUUUGAUCUUCUA
Messenger RNA from Gambusia affinis (western mosquitofish), 5896 nucleotides. It is a transcript of the gene tnn, whose product is annotated as tenascin N. The transcript is spliced from 21 exons. Lineage: Eukaryota; Metazoa; Chordata; Actinopteri; Cyprinodontiformes; Poeciliidae. Gene Ontology annotation, molecular function: protein binding. The coding region runs from base 280 to 3636 and encodes 1118 amino acids. The record is from RefSeq and is a predicted model, not a curated record.